AUGCCAGAGGUCCAGAUAGCCUGGUUCAUGCAUGCAAGUCUAAUGCUAUUUCCCGUGCAAGUGGAGCCUGGCUGUGCAAUAACCCAACGCCCUCCUCUACCUUCACCAAUAGCACGACGAGAACAAGUCUUCCUGCGGCCUAGUCACCCUUUCCAAGCUGCAGAGUCCCAAGAAGCCAAUCAGUUCCUGACGACUUGCGUAAUACCGUGCACCGUUGACGGCGCACGUGAGAGAGAAAACAGUGUCCACGUAGCCUACUACCGCAGGAGGCAGUGCAGAUUGGAAGAAGGAAGCUCUGCCGAUAUUUUCAACGAGAUCUACUUGGGGUGCCUGGGGACAGCCUCAAAUUCGAAAUUGAGGGGAUAUCCCUUGUCCAGUUGCGAGAGAGCGAGCGACCGGAUAGCUGCAGAUACGUUGGGACGCCUUGUUUUGCUGGACCUUGGAGAUUGGAUGGACGGACGCAGGAUUCCCUCUGAUGCAAGGCUUGUCGUGUAA
Letharia columbiana is the source of this 495-nucleotide messenger RNA. RefSeq lists its product as uncharacterized. The record is from RefSeq and is a predicted model, not a curated record. Bases 1 to 495 code for a protein of 164 amino acids. The transcript has a single exon. Lineage: Eukaryota; Fungi; Ascomycota; Lecanoromycetes; Lecanorales; Parmeliaceae.